AUGUUCAACUCGAAGAGCCACGCACUCACAAUGCUUCCAUUGGCAGAAAGGUGAGUAGAGAGAAGAAGAGACAGAGAGAUCACGCAAUCGUACUUGAUGACGUGGCACAAGUGGGGGAGAGAAGGUGUCAAGAAUCGGCGGCGAAAAAGGCUUUGAAAUUCGGGGCAAAUUCGUUUCCGCUUCACGCACUCAGCCGUGAAAUACGAUCGGAGCACCGGGGGCAAAGGGGACGAGGCGACAAAUUCGGGAGUGAAGCUCUUCCCGAAAAGAAUGCGAAACGGAAGAGGAAGGAAGAGAAAAAAAAAAGAAGAAGAAGAAGAAGAAGCGGAUGCACCUCAGACGACAUUUGAAAUGGAUGAGAUUCUGGAGUCAUUCCUCAAGAGAAAAGAAGAAAAAGCAGGCGGAUAUGAGCGAUGUGCCCGAGCAGCGGCACUGACGCCAAUCACAAUCAAUUCCGAAAACAAGAAGAAGAGCAGAAAAGUUAGAGACAAAAGGACGGAGCUUGUCACGUGGAUGGGGCUUUUGGGAGUUGUGGCACUUCCGGUUAAACUGGGAUCAAUGGUCUAAAGAGAUCAUUUUAAAACUGUAAACCUCAUUGGACCUAAGGCUUUUUUGAAUGCUGAGAAGAUAGUUCUCAUUUGAAUAAUCAUUCGAAAAGGGUUUUCAGCUUGCAUAAGAACACUAGUUUUGAGAAAUGGAAUGUCUGAUUAUGACGCCAAAACUCGCUUCUCGUUUACAGAAACGUGAACAAACUUGCAACAACUUAGUGACCACUGAACUCUGGUCACUUCGAAGAGAUUUGAGUCGGAAAAAAGAGACAAAUCUCACUGAAACACGGCGAAAAGAGGCGGGCGCAUAUUCUCGUGGUCGGGCCUCCCAUCUCAGCACUAAACGACUCAUAAAAUGGGUCGAAAUCGGUGGGGAUGGCAGCAAGUGAUGCGUUGCCGCAAGUCGGAAGGCUUAUAAAAAGUUUGAUUGGUUGGUGCUCGCAUGCUCCGCUCCGAGCCGUGACUGACGUCAAAAAUCUUCCGAAUCGCUCGCGUUCCCUCGGGACGGAGAGAAGCGGCGGCGCUCGAGACGACUCUUCUCACACUUUGUUUACCACCGAACACAAAAUGAACGAAAGAAUGACUGCGAACGCAUGUGACCACUACGCACUAACUGAUAUGGAACUUUAGUAAUCACUUUGUAGAUUCGAAUUCUGAAAACCUCUCCUUUUUGCAGGCUGGCAGCUGAUGGACACGACGUCUCGAUGUACACGAUAUGUGCGCACAGCAUGAAGAUUCAAUCUUCAAAAGUGAACGUCCUCGAAUCCAUUGCAAAAAUGAGCGACAUCACCGGAGAGACGGCGCCCGACACGAAUGGAGUCAGCAGAAUAUUCUGGAACUUGGAAAUGACACCGUACUUCGGAGCAUGCGUCUAUGAAAUGGCGUUUCAUUAUCUGGAGAGUGGCAGGGAUGGUAAGAACUAGAGGCUUCUUGUUGAAGAAAUGAGAACAUAUGUAUUCUCAGAGCAAUUGGAGCAUAUAUUGUCGACUCCUUUCGAUUUGGCAGUGGUCGAUGAGACCUAUACAGCUCUCCAAGGAUCAAUCGCUCUGAAAUUGAGGGAGAAGUUCGGCACGAAGAUGAUUGCGUUUGCGACAACAGGUAAACAGAAUGCAAUGA
This is a messenger RNA of Caenorhabditis sp. 36 PRJEB53466, 1664 nucleotides long. The record is from the annotation of a GenBank genome assembly. Lineage: Eukaryota; Metazoa; Nematoda; Chromadorea; Rhabditida; Rhabditidae.